AUAACGUCACGCGAUUUCAAUGAAAUGAAAUCAGUCAUAAAUCCGAUUACGAAGUAAAGCGGUCGGUCAGGUGGUAAAGAUAACGCGUUAAGCAAAAUGAUGAAUCAGUUAUCGAAGUUUGUGUAUUUCUUUCCGUUUCUUUAUCAGUCCGGUGUUAUGAUCGCGUCGUAGCGCACGGCUCUUGAUACUCGAACCCAGUCGAUUUUAUGUGGCCCGAACGAAAGACAGGCACAAGGAUUUUACAAUUAUGAUGCCUAUGGUGUAUACAGUGUACGGUUUUGCGAUAUUCUUUAUAAUCGCAUGGGUGUGUUUGUGGUUAAUUCACAUUAUGGCUUUUUCAUACUCGAAGUGGAAGCUGCACCGAACGGUGGACCGGUCGCCACCGGAGUUGCCGUACCCCGGCGUGACGAUCUUGAAGCCACUCACCGGCGUUGACCCCAACCUGUUCUCGAACAUAGAGACGUUCUUCACGCUCGACUAUCCGACUUACGAAAUCUUGUUUUGCGUGGAGAACGAGCACGACCCAGCCGUGAUGCUGGUGAAUAGUUUGCUGCACAAGUAUCCGCAUGUGGAAGCGCGGCUCUUCGUGGGGGGAACGCGCGUCGGCGUCAACCCUAAGAUUAACAAUAUGCAGAAGGCUUACCUGGCGGCGCAACACCCUUUCAUCCUCGUGAGUGACGCCGGCAUCCGCAUGCGCGAGGAUACCUUGCUGGACAUGGUUCAGCACAUGCGGGAGGAUGUCGCUAUAGUGCACCAGAUGCCGUUCGCGUGUGACGCGGAGGGCUUCGCCGCUGUCUACGAGAAGGUGUUCUUCGGUACGGCGCAGGCUCGCAUGUACCUUGCGGCGGAUCUGCUCGGCAUAAAUUGCCAUGUCGGAAUGUCCUCGCUGGUUCGCCGUUGCGCGCUGGAUGAGGCGGGUGGACUAGCCGCCUUCGCGGAUUACUUAGCCGAAGACUAUUUUAUCGCGAAAGCAGUGACGGGGCUCGGUUGGCGUAUGCGAGUAGCGUCCCUGCCAGCGCUGCAAAACGCGGGCGCCCGGUCAGUGGGCGCGCUGCAGGCGAGGCUGAAGCGCUGGGCGCGGCUGCGCAUCGCUAUGGUGCCCACGACGGCCAUGCUGGAACCUCUCAGUGAGUGCCUGCCGCUGGGCGCGGGCGCUGCCUGGGCGGCCGGCGAGCUCUUCGGCGCGGAGCCCCUUCCAUUCUUCCUUGUGCAUGUGCUAGUGUGGUUUUUAUCUGACUGGUUGAUGCUCCGAUCAGUGCAAAAUGGUUCACCACCAUUCACAAAAGUACAAUUCCUAUUGGGGUGGGUGUGGAGUGAGUGCUGUGCGCCAUUUGUUUUGGCAGCAGCGCUACUGAACCCAGAGAUCUCAUGGAGGACUCGGUGCUACCGGCUGGACUGGGGCGGCCGUGCCCAUGAACUCAAACCUAAGCUCAAAUUCUGAGCAUGCCCAGUUCCGUACUUGAAAAAGCUUUAAUUUGAAAGUAGUUUACUUUGUAAAUUACUGCUGUGUGAAUGUGUGGAUGGUCCUUUUUAGUUCUAAGUGUUUAUUUUUAAUUUCUAUUUAUAGUUUUGAAAGGUGGAUACUUUUGUUUUAGAAAGAAUUGUACAAUAUAGGAUAAAGCUUUGUUGGAUUACAUUCAAGAUAAUUGCUACUGACACUUGCAUUGGUCAAAAUUGUGAAGAACAUACUUUUUUUAUGUUCUUUUUGUAUUGUUUUUUGCAUUGAAGUUUUUCUAGUAACUUCAUUUUUGUUUGAUAAAAAAGUUAUAAAUAGUAUGGGCAGAUGUGUACGUUAUCACUGAGCAGUACCACAUGAUGCUAUCAUAGACAUGAUGCGAUGAUUCAGCCUCUUAUCAAAUAUUUAUGCUAAAUACUUGAGUUUAUUGAUAUCAUACUCAUAAUGUAGAUAGUUGUGAAUCACUUUAAUUAAUGUUACAUGCCUGUACUGAAGUUUGAAACUUAUGGAAUUUACAAGAAAAUUCCAGUCUCUGUCAUCAUAUAAAUAUGCUGGCAUACAAACAAAUUUCUAGACAGACUAGAUGUCAUAACCAGUAGCUGUUAUAGGGAACCCAGUGAUCACAUUUCAACCACAAAACCAUUUGAUAUGACUCUAUAUUCUAUCCAUUUCUUAAGAACCUUGAAAUAUAAUCUCUUAUAUGAAUUCAUUUGUGAACAUUUCCUUACAAAGUGACUGUUGUUCUAUUCUAAAAAUAUGUACAGGGUGUACUCAUAAUAUACAAACAAUAUUCUCUAAUAUUCUGCUAAUUUUAAUUUCAUCAAUACAUUCAUUUUAAGUAGGUACCUUUGGACAAGUUUAGUACAGGCUGGCAAAAAAGGGAUGAGUGGUAUUAUAAAUACAACAAAUUAAUAUAGUACUUGUGUGUAAUGAUAAAAAACACCUUUUACAUUACUAACUCAGUACAACCAGUGUUACCUGGCAGAAUGUGUCAUUUACCAUCUACUUUUUGCCAUACUGUAUAUACGUAGAAAUGUGUGAUAAGAUAACAUGUGAAUUAUUAUAAAAACUUACAGGUCUGAUAUGGGACCAAAAACCAUGAAGAUUUAUUUUGUGAUUUCUAAAGUGAAAACAUUUUUAUUUACAGAUAGUUUAGGCGUAAUGUUUGUACCAAAGAGUUGUCGAGAUUUAAGACUGUAGGUAGAAAGGCUGGUUGAGUAUUACUAAAGACCUUUGAGGCGAGUAUAUAAAAAAAAAUAGACCAACAAUUUUGGUAAUUUAUUAGAAUGUAUAAAGAUAACGGAAUGUGCUGCAAGGUGUGCACAAACGAGGCCUCCAAGCAAUUUUUGCGCAGUUCCCAUUUCCGGGAAUGUGACUCACGGCAAAUUCGAGGCGCGGGCGCGACGUUCUUUGCUGUGAUCCACAAACUGCAAAUGUUUUAAGUUGCAAUAUAUGCGCAGUUUCGAGUAAACCAUAUUACUAGAAUUCUUAUUAGAUUUUUCAUGUUCGUCGCAAGUUUAAAUCGUCUAUUAUUACGUAAAGAUUUUUAAUAUUCUGCAACUAUUAUUUAUUACUUUGAUUUUACUCUACGUGCUAUAAAUUGUAUGUUAUGUAGUAAUCAGGCUCGGAAGUGACGCAGCCUUGAGUCACAUGAGCAUGAAUGACUUAUUCUGUUUUGUCAAACCAUUUACUUCAUGUAUGUAGGUAUGUAAGUUCAAAAUAAAUAAUGAUGAUUAUUACGAAUAUAGCCUAGCGGAAGAUAUUUCCCCCGAAGUUUGAAACUUCUAUUGUAUUAAUAUAUUUUUAAUUAGCGGACGUACAACGGCACUACUUUUGAUCAGUCGACAAUUUGUAAAGAGCAAUGCAUACAUGUACCAGUUCUAAAUAAGAUUAUCUACAGUUUUAUUUGCAGUAAUUAUAAUUUGCACAAAAUAGUAUGUAACUUAUCUCCAGCCAUAUUGUGCAAAUUCCACUUUGUGCAAAGAAGAUUGUUUAGCUAAAGCUGCAAAUAUACAUUGCUGAGACUUGUAACUUUUUAAAGGUCUGCGGUAGAUGCUUAACCAGAUACGUCCAAAGGUACUUUAUAUAUUACUUUACGCAAAUAUAUUUCUGUAAUCUUGCCAUAAUAAUACUUAACAAUGCAAACCAAUGUUUAUAAUGACAUUAUUUUAAGUACAUAUUUAAAGUUGUAAAAGGCGCGCGUAUUCUAAAUCUGUCAAAUUUUGAAUUUGCAUCGAUUAUUAGUUAAACAUUUAAAUUUACAUGUCGGAACUAUAACCCGACGCCGUUUCCAUGCCGGAUUGCCAGCGAAAUGUGCUUCACUAGCUACGAUUCGGUGCGGGGUUCACCUCCAUUCUGCCGUAUAUAUACGUAUUAGGCGGAAUAUACAUAUGUAUAUAUAUAUAUGGUAAAUGUAUGGUAUAUUAAUAUGUAUACAUAUUAUAUAUAUGUUCAACUUAAAAGACCUUCACCUAUGUAUAAUCUAAUUGCGUAAUAUAAUUAACUGCCCAGUUACAGACUUAAUUCAACAAACGCUUAUUCAGCUGUCUACACGUGACAAUUUUACAAGUCAUUAAGAUAAUUUACUUUCUCACGAUAUGUCGUGAAAAGGUAAUUUUAUUUUAUCUACCUACUUACUAGAUAUACCUAUUACCUAAAACCUAUGAAUAUACUUUCUACUAAACUAGCGGCUCGCUAUAAUACCACUAGAGUCGAUUCAUUCUUUGAAAUAUUUAUCCUCUCAGACGACGCCCUGACCCGAAGGUCGCGCCCAACUGGGCACCCUCAGGCCUGUUGUCUUAAACGUUGUACCGGGUGAGAGGCUUCAGCGCUUCUCAUUUGUCCGGCCAAGUAGUUAAUGCCAUCUGCGGCAAAUCUACAAUAAGUCAUAAAAAAAGCUCGCUAUAAUGGCAGUUUUUGCGUUAGUCCCGCUUGUCAUGAUUUUGUUCAUAUAGUUAUAAACUAUAUUGAUGGGGCGAAUUGCUAUACUUUAUUAUAUCAAAACUCCAUCAUAGCGGGUCUCUAGUGUACUAUGCUCAGACCACUUACGAACUGUAGAGGUUGAAUCCAUACUCCAUGGAGCAUACUUUAUCCGUUGACCAGUUAGCGUAUUUCGUAGUUUUGAUAGACAAAAAAGAUCUGUAGAAACUCAAAAUCAAAUUCAUUUAUUCAAUGUAAUUUUUUAAGAUUAACUUGUCGAUUGUGAAAUUUCUCUAUAUAUUUCAAUUUGAUAGGAAAUUACGUUAAAUAAUAAUAUGAAUAAAUAAAAAAAAAACAAAUAAUAUGAAUUUGAUUUUGUCUUUUCACUUAACAAAAUACGUCUAUAAGAACCGUUUUAGAAAGGGGUAGCGUUUCAGGCAGGUACAUGACAAAUCUGUAUAACCUCACCCCACAGAGAUCUUUUUUCUAAGAACCAAGGACUCAGGCAUUUCAUUUGAUUCAUUAAUUAAAUAAGCGAUAGGAUUCUGGUCAUUUGUUAACCUAUUUACGUGCGUAAAUUUAACAAUGGCUAUACCAUAGCUUGCCUGAUUAAUAGUUAUACGUAACUCGACGAAGUAUUUUAGGAUAGUAGCCAACCUACUUGUCUCAAGUUUGAAGUCGGUUAAAGGCGUAACUAUUUGCCUUACGCCGAGUUACGCCAAAUGCAAUCAAGGCUGUAUGUAGGUAGGUAGGGUCACACAAAAACGAAAAUAGUGUUUAAAUAUGACAGUAACUUGACUUGUACAAUUGUUAUUAGUAGACAAUUAGGUACCAAAAGGGACACUACGGUUAUAUUACUUAUAAUAAGUAAAUGAUUGUAUUUUAUUUCGUCGAUCCAUCUGUGAAUUGAUCUUAGACCGGUGCUUAGUCAAUGCCGCUGAGUGAACCCUUCUGUUGCCUAGUUAUAGAUAAAAAUAUAGUACAAAUGUAAACAGUGAAACAAAUUGUGUUAUUAUAACUAAAUUUUAAACUUAAAAUACAAGUUAUUAUACGCUUUUGUGACUUAUAACAAUCCAAGUAUUUUGAACAUGUCUAUCAAUGAAAAACAGCUUCAAAUUAUCAAAAAACAAAGUUUAAUUGAAUAAACUUUGCGGUGAA
Messenger RNA from Pectinophora gossypiella (pink bollworm), 5533 nucleotides. It is a transcript of the gene GlcT, whose product is annotated as ceramide glucosyltransferase. Bases 248 to 1441 code for a protein of 397 amino acids. Gene Ontology annotation, cellular component: membrane. Gene Ontology annotation, biological process: glucosylceramide biosynthetic process. The transcript has a single exon. Gene Ontology annotation, molecular function: ceramide glucosyltransferase activity. Lineage: Eukaryota; Metazoa; Arthropoda; Insecta; Lepidoptera; Gelechiidae. The record is from RefSeq and is a predicted model, not a curated record.